Messenger RNA from Prorocentrum cordatum, 363 nucleotides. The record is from the annotation of a GenBank genome assembly. Lineage: Eukaryota; Dinophyceae; Prorocentrales; Prorocentraceae.
AUGUUCGAUGAGCCUGUCGUUUGCGGGUUUGCCCCUUCUGGUCAUUCACCAGAUUUCACUUUCAAUUCUGCUAUCAGCGCGUGCUGGAAGGGCGAGCAAUGGCAGCGGGCAUUGGCGUUGUUCAGCAAGAUGCCGGAGGCUAAGUUGCAGUCUGAUGUCAUCAGCUACAGCGCUGCGAUCAGCGCAUGCGCAAAGGGUGAGAAGUGGCAGCAGGCUAGCGCGCUGCUCAGCGACAUGUGGCAGGCGAAGGUGGAGCUCGACGCCAUCAGCUAUAGCUCUGCGACCAGCGCAUGCGAAAGGGCCAGCUGCCUUGGCUUCGGAGGCUCCGACCCCUUCUCGGGCCACUCAAGAUGGCACUACUGA